This is a messenger RNA of Gymnodraco acuticeps, 3321 nucleotides long. Its product is annotated as NACHT, LRR and PYD domains-containing protein 12-like. Lineage: Eukaryota; Metazoa; Chordata; Actinopteri; Perciformes; Bathydraconidae. The record is from RefSeq and is a predicted model, not a curated record. Gene Ontology annotation, molecular function: protein binding.
ACGGGGAGAAGAGUCUCCAUUCUCCAGCUGUCUGUCUAUGAAGAGUGACUGGUCCAAAGAUGAACUUAUAUACUUCAGUAAUGAACCUGGACCCCCAGACACAAAAGGGAAGAGGAAAAGUCAUGUUCCUGUGGAGGAGCAGCUGUCCAGCUGUGCUCUGUGUCAGGACGUCCUGAAGGAUCCAGUCUCUACCAGCUGUGGACACUGGUUCUGCAGACAGUGCAUCACCUCAUACUGGGAGCAACAACCUCCAUCAGGAGACUCCUCAUGUCCCCAGUGUGGGAAAAGAUCCAGAACCAGAGCUGGACUGCAGACAGCCAGUCAGACCAGAACAGUACAAACAGAACGUGGUCUGCAGGAGGUUUUAGAUGAACAUAGGCUCAGUCUGAAGGGGAGAUGUGAACAAGUGACUGAAGGAACUGAUAAAAGUGAAACCAGCCUCAACAGGAUCUUCACUGAGCUCUACAUCACACAAGGACAGAGUAAAGAGGUUAACACCCAACAUGAGGUGAGGCAGCUUGAGGCAGCUUACAAGACAAAUACCCUCCAUUACACUCCAAUCAAGUGCCAGGACAUCUUUAAAGCCUCACCUGACCAACAGACUCACAUCAGAGCGGUCCUGACCAACGGAGUCGCUGGAGUUGGAAAAACCUUCUCAGUGCAGAAGUUCACUCUGGACUGGGCCGAGGGUUUGGGAAACCAAGAUGUCAGUCUGGUGAUCCCGCUCUCCUUCAGGGAGCUGAACCUGAUCAAAGGUGAGCAGUACAGUCUUCUCAGACUGCUCCAUGAUUUCCAUCCAACCUUACAUGAGGUCACAGCAGAGCAGCUGGCUGUCUGCAAAGUGCUGUUCAUCUUUGACGGCCUGGAUGAAAGCAGACUUUCUCUGGACUUCAAAAACAAUGAGGUUGUGUCUGAUGUCUCUCAACAGUCCUCAGUCGACGUGCUGCUGACAAACCUCAUCAGGGGGAAGCUGCUUCCCUCGGCUCUCGUCUGGAUAACUUCCAGACCUGCAGCGGCCAAUCAGAUCCCUUCUGAGUGUGUGGACAGGGUAACAGAAGUACGAGGCUUCACUGACGUCCAGAAGGAGGUGUACUUCAGGAGGAGAUCGAGUGAUGAAGAAUGGUCCAGCAGAAUCAUCUCUCACAUCAAGAGCUCCAGGAGCCUCCACAUCAUGUGUCAGAUCCCAGUCUUCUGCUGGAUCACUGCUGCAGUUCUGGACCGCAUGUUGACUACAGACCAGAGAGGAGAGCUGCCCAAGACCCUCACUGACAUGUACUCACACUUCCUGCUGGUCCAGACCAAGAGGAAGAAGCAGAAGUAUGAAGAGGGACAUGAGAGCAGUCCACAGCAGCUGACGGAGGCUGACAGGGAGCUUCUUCUGAAGCUGGGGAGGCUGGCGUUUGAACAUCUGGAGAAAGGGGACAUCAUGUUCUACCAAGAAGACCUGGAGCGCUGUGGUCUUGACGUCACAGAGGCCUUGGUGCACUCAGGAGUUUGUACAGAGAUCUUCAAAAGAGAGAGUGUGAUCUUCAAGAAAACUGUCUACUGCUUUGUUCAUCUGAGCAUUCAGGAGUUUCUGGCUGCAGUCUACAUGCUGCACUGUUACACCAACAGAGACACAGAGGUACUGAAGGACUUCCUGCAGGGAGACUAUAACAACAUGUUUAGCAGUGAUCAGGAUUACCCAUCCCUGGAUGUCUUCCUGAAGAGCGCCAUGAUGAAAUCACUCAAAAGUAGAAAUGGCCACCUGGACCUGUUUGUCCGCUUCCUCCACGGCCUCUCUCUGGAGUCCAACCAGAGACUCUUAGGAGGCCUGCUGGGUCGCACAGACAAACGUCCAGCAAUCAUCCAGAGAGCCAUCAGCAACCUGAAGGAGAUGAGAAGUGAUGAAGUCUCUCCCGAGAGGAGCCUCAACAUCUUCCACUGUCUGACAGAGAUGAACGACCACUCGGUACUUCAGGAGAUCACAGAGUUCCUGACGUCAGAGAACAGAUCAGAGAAGAGACUCUUUGUCUGUAAUAUGUGUUAUAACAGAAUUCCUGACAGUGGAUUCUUAGACUGGGAAGUCGUGGCCUCCAAUCUGAGAGAGCUGGAGAUGAGAGUCGGUCUGCAGGAUUCAGAGGCGGCGGAGCAGCUGAGUUCUGGACUGAAGAGUCCAAACUGUAGACUGAAGGCUCUGAGACUGGGGUACUGCAGGUUGUCAGAGAUCAGCUGUGCUGCUCUGAUCUCAGCUCUGAAGUCCAACCCUUCCCAUCUGAGAGAUCUGGACCUGAGUUACAGCGAUCUGCAGGAUUCAGGAGUGAAGCUGCUGAGUGAUCUUCUGGAGAGUCCAGACUGCAGACUGGAGACUCUCAAACUGGGGUACUGCAGGUUGUCAGAGAUCAGCUGUGCUGCUCUGAUCUCAGCUCUGAAGUCCAACCCUUCCCAUCUGAGAGAUCUGGACCUGAGUGGCAACGAGCUGCAGGAUUCAGGAGGGAAGCUGCUGAGUGAUCUUCUGGAGAGUCCAGACUGCAGACUGGAGACUCUCAGACUGGGGUUCUGCAGUUUGUCAGAGAUCAGCUGUGUUGCUUUGAUCUCAGCUCUGAAGUCCAACCCUUCCCAUCUGAGAGAUCUGGACCUGAGUGACAACGAGCUGCAGGAUUCAGGAGUGAAGCUGCUGAGUGAUCUUCUGGAGAGUCCAGACUGCAGACUGGAGACUCUAGAACUGGAGGCCUGCAGUUUAUCAGAGAUCAGCUGUGCUGCUCUGGCCUCAGCUCUGAAGUCCAACCCUUCCCAUCUGAGAGAGCUGAACCUGAGAAACAACGAUCUGCAGGAUUCAGUCGUGAAGCUGCUGAGAGAUCUUCAGGAGAGUCCAGACUGCAGACUGGAGAAACUCGGGUCCAUGAGGGAAUAUCGUCUUCUCAACAAAUGGCAGUGCGUUCAGCCCCGUAAUCCUGCAUGAGGUUCAAUUUCUGUCCCUCAACUCUUUGGAAACAGUCAGAAGAACGGCUACGGAGAACACGAAGAACAGUUUUCAAUGACGACAUUUUUGCGUUAAUCACCCCGACUCAAUUAAUCUCACGUGACUAUUUUUCACUCAUGUUCCCGGUAAUAACACGUUUUCUUCAUAAACCUAGUCUAAAUAAACUGCAGUGAGUAACAUUUCCAUGGAGUAGGAAGAUAUUCAAUACCAAGAAGCACAUGAUUGCGUUUUUCAGUUUUUUUAAUCUUUAAUACUUUUGUAUGCAUGCUUGAGGUAACAUUAAGCUGUCUGUGGCUCUUUUCUGCUGUAACAAUGUACAUUUCCCCUCUGUGGGACUAAUAAAGGUAUUCUGAUUCUGA